Molecule: messenger RNA, 762 nt
Organism: Botrytis fragariae
Lineage: Eukaryota; Fungi; Ascomycota; Leotiomycetes; Helotiales; Sclerotiniaceae
Product: putative glutathione-s-transferase gst protein
Exons: 3
Coding region: 1-762 (253 amino acids)
Source: RefSeq, a predicted model, not a curated record
AUGGCGACCUUUCCACCCAAACCAAUCCGUGUCUGGCUUACUCCUCCUGGGCCUAAUUCGUGGAAGGUUGUCCUUGUUCUCGAGGAGCUCGGGCUCAACUACGAGAUCAAAUCCUUCAGUUUCGCAGACGUAAAAAAGAAGCCCUUCAUCGACGUCAACCCGAACGGCCGCGUCCCAGCUAUCGAGGACCCAAACACAGGUCUAACUCUUUGGGAGUCAGGCGCCAUCCUCCAAUAUGUAAUCGAACAAUACGAUACCGAGCAUCACCUCUCAUAUGAGGGUAUCAAAGAGCGACAUCUUUGCUCCCAGUGGCUACACUUCCAAAUGAGCGGCCAAGGUCCUUAUUAUGGUCAAGCCUCCUGGUUCCAGCACUUGCAUGUCGAUAAAAUUCCGUCCGCUAUUGAUCGUUAUUUCAACGAAAUUAAACGGAUCAAUGGUGUUCUCGAAGGUGUUCUCGCUGCGAAAGAAUCACAAUGGCUAGUUGGUGACAAGAUGACUUUCGCUGAUCUGGCCUUCAUGCCAUGGAACUUCCGUCUCAGUGAAGUCAUGAGCCGACCCUGGGAUGAAGUUUGGGAGGGACUACCCCAUGUACGAGCUUGGCAUGAGAGCAUGGUUGACUUACCGUCGUGGAAGCGUUGUAUGGAAAUUCGUGCUCGCUGUAUGGACGAGCAGGGGUUGCAGUGGAACGGUGUCCCCAAGGGCAUCGAGACUUUCAACGACUAUGAGAAGGAGCUUGCUGCAAGAGAUGAAGUUGAGAAGUAG